AUGAGUUACUCCAUGUUAGCUGUUGUAGGAUCCUUCACUUACCCGUCAACUUCAGCUCCAAAUCCAAAACUCUGCAACGCCACCCUACGCAGAAAAGAAUUCAUUUCUCUCUUAAAAAAUUGCAAAGACGCCAACCAAAUCCUCCCAAUACAUGCCAAAAUCAUCAGAACCGGCCAUGACCAAGACCCUUUCGUCCUCUUCCAGCUUCUAUGCCUCAGCUCCACUCUAUCCUCCGUUAAUUAUGCCUCCACCAUUUUUCAACAGGUCCGUAACCCAAAUGUCUUCCUCUACACAGCUCUCAUUGAUGGAUUUGUCUUGGUUGGUUCCUACUCUGAUGGGAUUCGCCUUUAUUAUCAAAUGAUUGAUCGGUUCAUUGUGCCGGAUAAGUAUGUUAUCACCUCCGUUUUGAAAGCUUGUGAGUAUCGUUUUGCUUUGAGGGAGGGAAAAGAGGUUCAUUGCCAAGCUUUGAAACUUGGGUUAUGCUCGAAUAGAUCGAUAACCAUGAAGCUGAUGGAAUUCUACGGGAAGUGUGGUGAAUUUGAUAAUGCGAGGAAAGUGUUUGAUAAAUUGACGGAAAGAGAUGUUGUUGCCUCAACAAUCAUGAUAAACUGUUUUCUAGACCAUGGGUUGGUCAAGCAGGCGGUUCAGGUUUUUGAUCGGGUAAGGGUUAAGGAUACUGUUUGCUGGACCGCGAUGAUUGAUGGGUUGAUUAGAAAUGGGGAGAUGAACAUGGCUUUGGAGUUGUUUAGGGAAAUGCAAAAAGACAAUGUGAAGCCUAACGAAGUUACAGUUGUUUGUGUUUUGUCCGCGUGCUCACAAUUGGGGGCGUUAGAGCUUGGAAGAUGGGUUCAUUCGUACAUUGGAAAACACCAUAGGAUAGAGCUUAAUCAUUUCGUGGGGGGUGCACUGAUCAAUAUGUAUUCGAGGUGUGGUGAUAUUGAUGAGGCUGAACGAGUUUUUGCAAUGAUGAAAGAGAGAAAUGUUAUUACAUACAAUUUAAUGAUUUCAGGGCUUGCUAUGCAUGGAAAGAGUAUUGAAGCUGUUGAUAUUUUUCGGGGAAUGAUUAAGCAAGGGAUUUUGCCAACUAGUGUUACCUUUGUUGCUGUUUUGAAUGCUUGUAAUCAUGGAGGCUUGGUCGAUUUGGGGUUUGAGAUGUUCCAUUCUAUGAGUAAAGAUUAUGGUAUUCCACCACAAAUAGAGCACUAUGGAUGUAUCGUUGAUCUUCUUGGUCGUGUAGGUCGUCUAAAGGAGGCUUAUAAUUUCAUUCAGAAUAUGGAAAUAGCACCUGAUCAUGUCAUGUUGGUGGCCUUGCUGAGUGCUUGUAAAAUUCACGGAAACCUUGAAUUAGGAGAACAGGUUGCAAGAAUUUUAAUUAAUCAUGGGGGUGUAGAUUCUGGCACUUACGUUCUGCUAUCAAAUGUCUAUGCUUCAUCAGGAAAAUGGAAAGAAGCAGCUCAAAUCAGGGCAAAGAUGAAGGAAGGUGGAAUCCUAAAAGAACCAGGUUGCAGCUCCAUUGAAGUGAAUAAUGAGAUACACGAGUUUCUUCUGGGAGAGCUAAGGCACCCUCAAAAAGGAAAAAUAUAUAAGAAGUUAGAGGAGUUGAACCAAAUAUUAAAAGCAGGACAUACUCCAGCAACAGAUGUUGUUUUGCAUGAUAUAGAAGACUGGGAGAAAGAGCAGGCUUUAGCAAUACACAGCGAGAGGCUUGCAAUAUGCUAUGGUUUAAUCUCUACUAAACCAGGUACCACAAUAAGGGUUGUGAAGAACUUGAGGGUUUGUGAUGAUUGCCACUCGAUGAUCAAGCUCCUUGCUAUGAUUACUGGAAGGAAAAUUGUGGUGAGGGAUCGCAAAAGAUUCCACCAUUUUGAGAACGGGAAAUGCUCUUGUGGAGAUUACUGGUGAUUUAAAAU
Molecule: messenger RNA, 1910 nt
Organism: Hibiscus syriacus
Lineage: Eukaryota; Viridiplantae; Streptophyta; Magnoliopsida; Malvales; Malvaceae
Product: putative pentatricopeptide repeat-containing protein At5g59200, chloroplastic
Exons: 1
Coding region: 1-1902 (633 amino acids)
Biological process (GO): RNA modification
Molecular function (GO): protein binding; RNA binding; zinc ion binding
Source: RefSeq, a predicted model, not a curated record